Molecule: messenger RNA, 1646 nt
Organism: Echinops telfairi (small Madagascar hedgehog)
Lineage: Eukaryota; Metazoa; Chordata; Mammalia; Afrosoricida; Tenrecidae
Gene: IGSF6
Product: immunoglobulin superfamily member 6
Exons: 6
Coding region: 3-725 (240 amino acids)
Source: RefSeq, a predicted model, not a curated record
AAAUGGAGGCGGUCAACAGAGGCAAGCUCGCUCUCGGUCUGGAAAUCAAUCUGAUCCUAUUAUCCUUCGGUGCUGCGGGUGCCUGUACAGUGUCUGUCACACAGCCAUCCUACCUCCAUGUGGAGUACACGCAGCAGGCUGUUACCAUCACCUGCACCUUCUCCUCCACCCGCUGCCCUCCAGAGCUACCAACCAGCCUGUGGUUCCGCUACGACGCCCAGCGGUCAGAGCGCCUCUGCUCCGACGGGUGCCAAAGUCAGGCCGACAAGUUCACAGUGAGGGAGUUCCCGGCACAGAACCAAGUCUCCCUCACUGUAAACUGGGUGACUCAAAAUGACAGUGCGAUUUACAUCUGUGGAAUCGCAUUUCCAAGUGCAAGUGAACCGAAAGCUAAGCAAACUGGAGGAGGCACCACGUUGGUGGUGAGAGAACGUGAGCUCAGCGCCCAGCUGCAGAACAGUCUGAUAGCGCUCCUACUGCUGUUCUCCGUCUACCUCGUUGCUGUGGGCGUGGUCUUCGUGGUUCUCUCCAGAUCAAAAUCUAACAGUUUACGGAACAAAGAUAUAGAAGAAGAUUCACAAAAGAAGAAGAGUGCUCGGCGGAUUUUCCAGGACAUUGCUCAAGAACUAUACCAUAAGAGAUACGUGGAAAGGAGUCAGCAGGUUGAGAAAGACAGCAACACAUAUGAGAACAGAAGAGCAGUUUCCAAUUGUGAAAGGCCAUAGAAAUGCCAAGUUGCUGAAAAUCUGAGUCGAGCACCUAUGGAAUGUUCAUGGACAUACACCAUUCCGGGCUUCUGGACAACUGGCUGUGAAACAAGAGGGCACAGCCUAAGAAUACAAUAGAAAAGUACUUUCUGAAUUUAAUGGAAAAAAAUCUAAGAAGCCUAAUAUCUUCAAAAAUUAACAACAAAGCACCACCCAUUUUUAUAACACAUAUCCCAUGUUUCACUCGAUGUAUGAUGCUUGUGAUGAACACUACCCCGAAGAAGAUUCAAAGCCAAAAACGUGCCUCGGGCUCGAGUGGAAGAACUGUCCAUUUGGGCUGUGGACAUGGACAGGUGGACUCAGGGGAAGCGAGAAAGGAAGGAAGGGCAGGAAAAGAGAAGGAUAGGGGAAGGGGGUGGGUAGCUAGGUGAAAGAGAAGAAGGGUGAUUUUAGGUGUCAAAAUUAUAUCAGAGCAAAAUUGAUUUCCUCUGAUAUUGCAAUGGGGCAGCCGUUCAGCGCAUUUUCCUGCCAAGGCAUGCAAAAUAACUCACAGCACACUGUCCACUGAGGGGGAAUUAUAAUGGAAUGGAAAAGCGAGUGAGGAUAAUUCAACUGCCGAAAAAUCCAGUGCAGACCUUGGCUGAAGGGUACAGAAAGGGCCAGAACGAAUAACCCACAGCUGACACUAGAUGUCAGUGUUGAGCAAGUCACAGCACCUGGAAGGCAAGGAUGACUGCCCCACAGCCUUGCCACGUGGAUUUGUUCAAUCUUGAAGGAAGGUAUUCCGGAUGGGGCGGAGUAGAACAAGGAAAUGUAUGGAUCUCACAACUAUUUCAUUAUGAAAAUGUAAUACCAAUUGCUCUUUGAAAGCUCCUUCGGUGAAAAAAACCCACAAGUGUACAUUAUUAUUAAAUAAGAAUUAUAACCCGAACUUCUAUU